GCUCGCCUUCUGUUGAAACCCGCACGCCUCGGAGUGCAUUCACUCGCGAAGUACUCUCUCAAGUAAAUAAGUUUUCCAUACGACACGCAGCCUAUUUAGUGUAUUAAAAAAAUAUCAGCCAAAGUUACUAAAGUGAAAGAAAUAUUAUAAACAACUAUUGAAGCAAAUUGGCAUGCUUGUGAACCAGUUUUGGAAUAAUAAGAAAACGGUGUAAAGGUUAAAUUUCAUCAUAAUGGACGCAACCAUGGAAAACAAAAUGGGUUUGCCGCCACCGUACGAACAAAUGCCACCUAACCCAGCCCCGCCACCAUCCUACUUCGCCACGGCACCGCCACCGCCAGCCACGGUCACCGUAGCGCCGCGCACUGUCGUAGUCACACCCAACACAGAAACGAACCCGACGUCAAUAAAACUGGGCCCUGGGCGCACGGGCAUCAUGUGCCCAAACUGCCACCAGUCCAUAGUAACUAGAGUACAUUACGUAGCGAACAAUCGGACACACAUCGUUUCUGCCGGACUUUGUAUAAUUGCUGGAUGCUGCUGUGGUUGCUUCAUCCCAUACUGCAUGAAGUCCUGCAAGACUGCAAAUCACUAUUGCCCAAAAUGUAGAGCCUUCGUCGGCUCGCAUGUACCUUCGUGAUUUGGAGGUUAAUUGUGUACCAUUUUGUCACAAAUAAGAUACUGAACAGCUACGACCUACGACCUAUUAGGUACCUACCACACGGUUAAUUUAUAUAAACCUAACUACGAGUAAUGGAAAGUUAGCGGAGAAUUAGAAAAUCAUAGACGUUAAUCGAAAAAAAUACAUUAUAUUUUCAGAAUCUCUAUGUAAAUUAUUUUAUUUUUGAUUGAUUUGAUUGUUUUAUUCAUUGAGUUGGUACUAUGAAACAUUUUUACAAUUGAUUCUAUUGAAUUUUCCCGGGUCCAGGACUUAUAAUUUGGAGAAUGAUGACUCGUUAAUAACCAUUUUUUUUUAAAGAAUAGAUAUAUUUUUUAUAAUAUGACCAAUAUUCCCAUUCCCCUCCAACUAGUCGGUAACGACUGUUCUAGGAGUGGGUACGACAAUAGACCAACGGGGUGAGGAUUGAACCACCACCCCUCGGUGAUGAGUCCAACCGCUCUUACCGUUGAGCUAUUGAGGCUAUAAAUUAUAAAACCAGUCUCGAAUUUUAUAAAAAAAUAGUAAGAAAUAUGCUAGAAAUUAAAUUAAAAAUAUCUUCAUCCUUCAUCAUAAUGUUUAUUUUAUAUUAAAUUGUAUGCAUAACUUGCUCGUAUGCAGGCUGUAAAAGAGUUGUACUUAUAAAACUAGGUGUUGAUAACACCUAAUUGUAAGUGCCUUACCUUACGUAAUUACUUCCUUUGUAGAUACGUAUAGGUUUUUAUUACAAUAACGUAUAGUACAUAUAAGUAUUUUUAUUUUAGUUGUAUUAUGUGACCAUAAUAUAUUAUAUUGUUGGUCUCAUUAAAAACCUUAGUCAUUCAGCUAUGCUCGGACAAUGUUAAAAUUAGGAAGUCCGUCUAAAAGCCAAAGUUACCGUCUACCGAGACAGCACAGGCAAUAGACGAGCUGCUAAUCCCGAUAAUCUAUUUUGCAGUUUUUAAUGUUUUUUUCUCCAGGAAGCACCAGAUUAAGUGAGAUUGUGUAUUAAAUUUAAAACUUUCAAUGUAAUGAUGAUGAAAACCUACUUAUUUAAAUUUUAUCUAUUAAUUAUUUCAUAUAAUUGACUUUUUACAUAACUGUCACGUUGAUCCGGUGGUAAACCUAUGUGGUUUCGGAUCACGAGGUUCUAAGUUUGAGUCUUGUGUCGGGCUCAGCACGGAAUUGGGAAGUUGAUAGGCUUACUUACGUGCCGCGGGAAGCACGUUAGGCCGUCGGUCAUUAUCAUUAACGUCUGAUAGUGAUCGUUAAAAAAAUUAACAUUAUCAAAAGCUCGCAAACACGUAUUGUAGCAGCGUGGUGGGUUCCAACUUCAUGUCUCCCUAUACAGAGAAUAGCCUUUAAUAUAGGCUGAUGAUGAUGAUUUUUUAUAUUUUUUGAACGAAGAAUUUGUUAAAGAGGGAUAAGGUUUGAUAAGUAAAUAUUUCGCCAACCAAAUCAAUAAUUAUAUUGAUUUUAUUUGCCACUUUAGAAUAAGUAUAACCUAUAAAUCUAUGAAAUGUUGUAAACGUAAAAUAUGUAUUGUAAAUCUUGAUAGUUAAAUGCAAAUAUUAGUGAAUUCUAUACAAUUAUUUAAAACAGUAAACUGUUGAACUUACACAAAGAAAUACGUCUAAUUGUACUAAGACUACUAUAUCUAUUAAAUUAUGUAAAUACAAGUUUUCUGUGAUAUAUUUUGUAUCUUAUAUAAUACUUUAAUACUAUUUUAUUAAAAAAACGACUAUUGACAA
Messenger RNA from Bicyclus anynana (squinting bush brown), 2388 nucleotides. RefSeq names its product lipopolysaccharide-induced tumor necrosis factor-alpha factor homolog. The transcript is spliced from 3 exons. The coding region runs from base 233 to 640 and encodes 135 amino acids. The record is from RefSeq and is a predicted model, not a curated record. Lineage: Eukaryota; Metazoa; Arthropoda; Insecta; Lepidoptera; Nymphalidae. Gene Ontology annotation, molecular function: zinc ion binding.